This is a messenger RNA of Clonostachys rhizophaga, 2655 nucleotides long. The record is from the annotation of a GenBank genome assembly. NCBI's taxonomy places the organism in Eukaryota, Fungi, Ascomycota, Sordariomycetes, Hypocreales, Bionectriaceae.
AUGGCUGAAGCUCUAGGUCUCGCCUCUGGCAUCGCCGGACUGCUUUCUCUGGCUAUUGAAGUCACCAAAUUGAGCUACCGAUACAUCCACGACGUUCGGUCAGCCAAGAGCACGCAGAAGCAGUAUCUCAGAGAAAUCGCUGCUUUAACUGAAGUUCUCCUGCGCAUCGAGGAGGCAGCUCAGGCCAUCGAGGCCCAGGGCACACCAGCCACAUUAUUGCUGACCAACGACGCAAUUCAGGGAUGCGAGAGUGAGCUACAGCAGCUGCGCGCCCAGUUGGAGAAGCCUCUCCCAGGCUUACUUUGGCCCUUUAAGGAUAAGGCGAUUACAAGUCACAUUGAAGAGCUCCACCGGUUCCGCAGCAUAUUCUCCAGCUCUCUCUCCGCGCAAACGCUGAUCACGGUAUCCGCAACACAGCGGGAGGUGGCACGUCUUGGGCAACACCAAGAUCUUCAUGAACUGCUUGACUGGAUUGGGAAACCGAAUGACUCGUCCGCGAUUGAUCGAACUCCCCUGGAAGGAACGGGAAAGUGGUUUCUUGAGUCUGAAGAAUACUCGUAUUGGAGUAGGGGUGGCUGUUGUCAACAGUCUAGUCAGUUCUGGUGCCACGGCCCGCCUGGCGUGGGAAAAUCCAUGGUGGCCAAGGUGGCAUUACAGGAUCUGCGAACACGGCUGAAGGAUGACAAGUCAGUUUGCGUCGUUGAUUACUUUUGCGAGUUUUCGAACAGAAAGCGGCAGAAGAAGGAUUCGAUUUGGCGAGAUGUUCUGUUCCAGAUUGCAGUCCAAAACCGGCCUGUCGUUACCGAAACCCUCCUCAGCUGCCGGUCAAAGUCAAGCAGCACAAGACACGCCAAGAAUGACGAAUUAGCAGAGGCACUGUACGAAGUGUGUAGAUCAGUGAACGUUGUUAUUGUCAUGGAUGGGCCCGAUGAGUUGGAAAACCCGAAAGAUCUUGGACCCAUAUUGGAUCCCUUUCUGAAGUCCUACAGUAGAAUUUUCAUUUCGGGUAGGGAAUUACCAGAGAUAAGAGACGCCCUUCACCCAAUAAGGACAUUGCAGAUUGAACAAACAGACGAGAAUGAUUUGAGGGCGUAUGUGUCGUGUCAGUUUGAAGCAAACGAUAUGGAUGACUUGUUGGAGGAUCAUCCAGACUUGGAAACGGAGAUUAUCGAGAAGUCAAAUGGAGUUUUCCUUCUGGGCCAGGUAUUAGUCAACGAGCUCGUGCAAUUGAACACCGUCAAGGAGAUGAGAAGAGCUCUGAAGUCAUCACCAGCACACCUUGAUCAAGCAUUCGAAGCUACUUUGAAACGAAUUGACUCUCAAUCCAAGUCGCGCAUUUCCCUGGCUCACAGGGUGCUUGGCUGGAUUUCAUGUGCCGAUAGAAAUCUCACGGUAUCAGAACUGCUUCAUGGUCUUGUGACAGAGGACGGCGAGGAGGAAAUCGACAUAGAAAAUCUUGUUUCGAUAAAGACAAUUCUGAAAGUGUGCGGCGGGCUUGUCAUAGCGAGUGCUAAAAACGACAAGGUCGCCAUGGUGCAUAGCACUGUCCACGAAUGGUUCCAAAACCGGGAAGGGGUCAAAUGGCAUGAAGAUAUCGCCAGGUCAUCUCUUCGAUACCUCACUUUAAAAGUCUUAUCUGCUGGUCCUGCAACCAGUGCUGACGAGUUGGAGGUUCGUAUGAACCAUCUGCCAUUUCUUCGAUACGCGGCGCAGAAUUGGCGCAACCACAUCUUGAACGACGAAGUACUGAACGGUCUGACCAGUGCCGUCGACGUCUUCUUAGGAGAUUACAAUCUGUGUUCUGCUGCAUUCCAAGUCAGCAACUUUCAAGGCCAACUUAAGGACUUGGCGGUCCGUUCGGCGACUUUUGACACAAUUCCCACUGGCCACAAUGCAUUGCACUUCGCUGCGUAUUGGAAUCUAGGAGACAAGACGAGUCAACUACUAGAUGCAGGGCAUGAUUUGAAUGCAAGAGACUCCCAGAACUGGACUCCGCUUCAUUGGGCAUGUUUUUCGCGCAGUCAACAGACUGUCCAGGUUCUGUUUCUUCGGGGUGCUGAUACUGGGGCCAAGGACUCAGUGGGCUGGACGCCUUUAUUUUGGGCUGCAUUACAAGGCGAUACGAACUCAGUUGAACUUCUGCUGCAACACCAGUCAGAUCACAUGGUCCGAGAUGUCCAUGGCUGGACGGUGCUACGAUGGGCAGCUGCAAGACGGCAGACGAAGGUGAUUGAGAUGUUGGUCAAUCAUUACCGGCAAACACACUGCCGGCCAGAUGGCUCUACGCCCAAUGGCUCAGAGUCCAAGACCACUACCAAUGAUGAAAGUGAUGAUGAUACAGAUGAUAUUCGAAGAGACCUGAUCAAGGGCCUACGUGACGGCACGACACACCUACAGGACCAACCAGGAGCAGAUUUUGUUGACCUCUACCACGUGUUUUUCGAUGAAAAACUGGACAUGGAGGAAUUCUGGAGCAGCGACUACUUUGAUCCUCCGGUGGGAAAUGCCUGGCGCACAAUGUCCAAGAUGGAGAGGUUGUUCCAGCCUUCCCAGGAUAUCAGAGAGGCUGCCUUUCGAUUCCAGAGGCGUGAUUAUCUGGGUGACGAAAGAAGAGGUUGGUCAUCGGGUUUGAUCCACGCCGCAGUCCGCGGCUAG